This is a messenger RNA of Eublepharis macularius, 5439 nucleotides long. RefSeq names its product zinc finger and BTB domain containing 49 (gene ZBTB49). Gene Ontology annotation, molecular function: DNA-binding transcription factor activity, RNA polymerase II-specific; RNA polymerase II cis-regulatory region sequence-specific DNA binding; protein binding. NCBI's taxonomy places the organism in Eukaryota, Metazoa, Chordata, Lepidosauria, Squamata, Eublepharidae. The coding region runs from base 1212 to 3461 and encodes 749 amino acids. The transcript has 7 exons. Gene Ontology annotation, cellular component: nucleus. The record is from RefSeq and is a predicted model, not a curated record. Gene Ontology annotation, biological process: regulation of transcription by RNA polymerase II.
AGUCAAAGGUGUCUGUUUCAAAGCACAUAAAAAUGUGUUAGCUGCUUUCAGCCAGUAUUUCAGCCUUCGACACAGUAGACCACGCCAUCCUACUGAGGCGUUUGGAGGCAGAAGUAGGUAUCAGGGGAUGUGCUUUGGUUUGUUUAAAUCAUUCCUCAUGGGAUGUACUCAAAGGGUUGCUAUUGGAAACCAGCUAUCCUCAUUGAGGUUCCACAAGGCACGAUCUUACUCCCCAUGUUAUUCAACUUCUGUGUAAAGCCUUUUGGAGAACUCAUUUGUAGCUAUGGAAUUGGAUGCCGUGAAUAUGCAGAUGACACCCAGCUCUAUAUCUUGUUAUCCAGAUCCUCUGGUGAUACAAUGGAGGUACCGAGUUGCUGCUUGAUGACGUCAACUGGCUGAAAGUAAAUAAAUUGAAAUUGAGCCCAGACAAGAUAGAAGUGAUGCUGGUUAGAAAAGCAGGGAUCCUGGAGGACAUUGUGCUUCCGACCUUUGACGGGGUUCAGUUGACCCUGGCUGACUCAGUUAAGAGCCCAGUGGUUAUACUAGAUCUCGAGGUGCUGCUAGAGAAGCAAGUAAAUAAAGCUGCAAAAAAGGCCUUCUCACAACUCAGACUAGCCUGGAAGAUGGCCCCCUACCUUGGUAUGGCCAAUCUGGCCACCUGGAUUCAUGGCACAGUAACAUUGAGACUAGACUACUGUAAUGCACUCUGCAUAGGUCUCCCCUCAAAGCUGACUCGAAGACUCCAGCUUAUGCAGAAUGCUGCAGUUCAUUUAGUCUCAGGACCUAGAUGGAGCAUGCAUAUUGCUCCCAUUCUGCAGUCAUUUUAUUGGCUUCCCAUCAGUACCAGGCUCAGUUCAAGGUCAUGGCUAUCACAGUCAAAGCUCUUCUUGGCCUCUCCCGCUAUGUUCCACCACGGCAGUUUCACUCAUUUGCACAGGGCCUUCUGAAGAUACCACCUUGCACUUGGGUAAUAGCAGCAGCUGUCCCCACAUGUGCUUUCUCUGUGGUAGCCCCUACCUUAUGGAAUGGCCUGCCUGAGGAGGUCAGGAAAGCUCCCACUCUACUUGCUUUCUGCAAACUAUGUAAAACUGAUUUAGUCAAGAGGAAUUUUUACCCAGAUUACAGGGCUGUGCCAUAAGAAGUAUCUCAGAGAGAGGCAAUGGUAGGGAAAGAAACGAUACACUACUCUGUUGGGUACUGUCGAUGUAGACAUGCACCUACAUGCCAUGCAAAUUAUUUAUGCUUUGUUUCAGAACGUUUUUAUCUCUGUGCUGGGCUAUUCUGUAUGUUUGUGUCUCUUAAACAACUGUGCAUCUCCCCUCUCCAGGACCCUAUUUCAGAAUUCUUCAGGACAGAAGAAUGAUGUCUUUCACCUAGAUAUAAAAAAUGUAGGUGGCAUAGGGCAAAUCUUAGACUACAUGUACACGUCCCAUCUUGACCUGAAUCAGGACAACGUACAGGUUCUUUUGGAAAUUGCGCAAUGUCUACAAGUGCAGAAUGUCUUGAACACGUGUCGUUCAUUUUUAAAAUCCUCCACGGUUUUGGAACAGCCGGCUAGUAUGCCUUGUAACAAUACCUUUCCCUUACAAAAUACUUUGGCUGCAGAUACGAAUUGUGAGACUUACGAUGCCGGUUUACUGUGCACUUGUUCCUCAGGUGCACAACCCAGCAAACUCUUGGAUGAUCAUCAUUUACAAGGGUCACAGCCUGCUGCACUUCCUAUCCCUUCUAGUGAUAUGAACAAAAAGAAGCAAGAUUCCAUGGAUGUUAAUUGCACAGAUCUCCCAUUUAAGCAGCCAAAUUGUUAUUAUAAACUUCGUAACUUUUACAGCAAACAGUUCUACAAACAAACCAUUUGUCCCAGCAGCGGACGAUCACCAGAGCCAUCCUUUACCUUUAAUGCCUCUGCAGAAUGCAGUGCAGUUGAGACUAGUGCUGCUUGUACUAUCGGUCAUUCGGAAUGUAUUUUGGAAUCACCUGAUCAUUUACCUUCAAACUUCCUGGUUCAGCCUUUAAAUGAAUGUCACGAAGAUCAUGAUGCAGAAAGCUUGUCUUUACAGCCAGCCGAACAGAUAAGACUUGAAAAAGCAAUGCCUCUUAAAAAACAGAAUUUUCUAAGGUCUCGAAAGUCUUCAGACUUAAGUUCUCCUGAACUUAAAAUUGCUAAUGGGGACAAUGCAAGGGAAACGGAGUCAGGAAGAGGAAGUGAUAUGCAGAGGACAGAUGCUGCUGCUGAAAACAAAGACGUUGAAGAGCUAGUCAAUUCAGAAGGCUUGGAGCAAAAUGCUGAACUUGAGCUGUCCCUGGAACUUUCUGAGGCAAAUGACCAGUCCCAGAUUUUUGUUUCAGAGAGGCAGUAUCCUUGUGCAUCAUGCGGAAAAGCUUUUAAACACCCAAGCAAUCUGGAGCUGCACAUAAGGUCUCAUACAGGUGAGAAGCCAUUUGAAUGUAACAUUUGUGGGAAAUGUUUCUCACAGGCGGGCAAUCUUCAGACUCAUUUACGUCGGCAUUCUGGUGAAAAACCUUACAUCUGUGAAAUCUGCGGGAAAAGGUUUGCUGCGUCUGGGGAUGUCCAGCGUCAUAUUAUUAUUCAUACUGGAGAAAAGCCUCACCUAUGUGAUAUUUGUGGCCGAGGGUUUAGUAACUUCAGUAAUUUAAAACAACACAAAAAGAACCAUGCAGUAGAGAAAGUUUUCACCUGUGACGAGUGCGGAAAAUCCUUUAACUUACCCCGGAAGUUAGUGAAGCACAGGAUCAGGCACACAGGAGAGAGGCCUUACAGCUGCUCAGCUUGUGGAAAAUGCUUUGCAGAGUCUGGUGACUUACAAAGACACAUCCGGACUCAUACUGGGGAAAAGCCAUAUACUUGUGAGACCUGCAACAAAUGCUUCAGUCGUUCUGCUGUCUUACGGCGGCACAAAAAAAUCCAUUGUAAAGCAGGCAGUGAAGAUCCAAAUGGUCUCGAGGACCUUACCCAGGCAGUGGAAAUGUCUGACCUUGAAAAGUCCCAAACAUCAGACUCAUUUACCCAAGAAAUAUCAGUAACUUUACUGCCCGUAUCAGUGAAAUUUCCCAUCCAUCCAUCAGGAAAUUCAGCAAGUGGACUGGACAACUCUGCGACAACGUUUCGUAAAGUGCAGCCCACAGCACAUCAGAGUGAUUGUGCAAACCAUCAGAAAUUGAGUUUAGAUCCUGUUAAACUCUCCAGAUCUCAAAGACACAAUCGCCUGUUUUCUUUUAAAGAAGUGGACACGGCUCUGGAGGAUGAACGUCUGCAGUCUGAUGGGAUAUCCAUGAUUCGCUCUGCUGGGGCUAGCUUAAGCAGCAGCUGUAGCAAUGAACUGAAUAGUCGUGUAUCUUCUACUGAAUACAGAAACAGCGAAGGGCCAUUCUUCUCCAGCGUGACCCUCUGGGGUUUAGCCAUGAAGACUUUGCAGAACGAGAAUGAAUUGGGUCAGUGAGAAGUCAUUCGGUGUCAGCUUGAAGAGUGGUGGGCAAUAUAUGUUGCUUGAAAGUGCUCAGAGAGCCUCCCUGUAUGUUUCUCUCUCUUUUUUUAAAUUUUUAUUGGUGAGUACAUAGUUAUUACAUACAUUCCCCAUCAGACCUAAUUUAUUUCAACCCCCACCCUUUCCCUCCCCCCUCCUUAUAGACUUCCAACAGCUUUCCAACCCUUAACCUAUCUUAUUACUUAACUUAUUUUUCCAUUAAAUUGUUCGAAAUCAUAUAUGUAUUAUAUCUCUUACUCUAAGCAUAUUCAAAUUCUCUUAUGUAUACUCUAUCAAAUCCACUAAUAUAUCCAUUCUCUACAUCACUAUUUAAACUGUAUAUUUUUGAUAAAGUCUCUUAAUAGUAAUACUAGCUUAGGUUAAUUAAUAGCUAAAUUUUCCCAUUAGUGGUAAAGUUACUUCUCUCUUCUAUUUAAGCAAUCACAAAUUAAUAGUUCUCAAACUGCCACAGUCCUCCUUUCACGUCCCCUUUUUUUUCUAGAUAUUGUUUCAAUUUCCCCCAGUCUGCAAUAUAUUCUCCUGGAUCAAGGUCUUUGAGUUUUCUUGUCACGUUCCUGUAUGUUUCUCUAUUGUAAUCCUUCCAACAACCUCGUAAGGGAGGUCAGUAUCAUUAUCAGUGCGUUGAGGAUCCCAGGCAAAGGCGGUGAGAGUGCUUCACCUAAGGCCACCCACUGAGUUCGUGGCGGAGUCUAGAUGUAAAGCUGGUAACUUCCUGAUUAACAUCUGGUAGCAGAUGGAGGAUGCCAUUAAGGGCAGAGCAGGAGCUGAGUAGAGAUCUAAUCCAGGGGGCACAGUCCAUUGGGAAGACUGCCAGAGCCCUGGCACAUGGCUCUUUGUCAUCUCAUCUGCACUGUAUGGGACAAUGUGCGUAGCGAGUGCCAUUUAAAGUGUUUGUAUCAGACAUCAACAUAUCUUAGGCUGGCCCAGGUACAGGUUAGAGGAAAACUGCCUAAGAGCAUAGUGACACAUGACAUCGAUCACAUCAGAAGGAGCCAAGCAGAAGUCAAGGUCUGUCAGUGGCUACUAGCCGUGGUGACUAAAAGGUACCUCUGCAAUCAACACAGCAAACCUCUGAAUCCCAGUACCAGGAGGCAAGUUCAGGGGAAGGCCUCCGUUUCUGUGCCCUUUGGUUAGCCCUCCGCAGUAACUGGUUGGCCCCUGUGUGAGACAGGAUGCUGGAGCAGGUGGACCAGUGGUCUGAUCCAGCAAGCCUUAUGUUCUUACGCUGUGAUGGUUAAGAAAUCUGAAUCUCCCAAAGAAACAAGCAGAGAAAGCUGUAGGGGGUCACUGCCCACCUCCCUACCUGCUCAUCUCUCUCUCAGCAGCUGAGUGUCUCUGCUCUUUCCCUUCUUUACUGUUAGGGAUGACCAGCUGCGAAAGGGGAGGCCAGUGAGGACCCUCAGCCGGCAUUCCCUUCAGCUGUUAGCUGCUUGCCUCUGGGGGAGUUUCAGGAUUCUCAGAGCUCAAGAGUCUGGCUUCUGUAUGGCUUCUUCCAAGGUGGUGAUUGUAAUGCAGAGAUAGGCUCAGGUUCUCAGAGAAUACUGAUGCACUCAUAGUGUGCCGAACUGCUGGAGUGUGUGUUGCUGUGGAGCACUCCGAACUCCCAGUUUGGCUGGCAGCGCUCCCUUUCUGAAGUGCAGCUUCUUGCCUUUUUCAUAAUUGGGACCUUGCAAAGGUGACUAAAUGCUGAGAGCCCAGAGAGUUCUGCACCCCCCCCCCUUCCCCAAGUACUGACAUAAUACAGCCAGGUUAGGAGUAUCUGGCAAGAGGUCACCAGUGCCAGCAGUGGCUCAUGUGAGUUCCCACACACUAAGGUGAUAUUUAUCCAUGUCGAGUAUUAAAUAUGUUUGCCAGUGCAAUUUGUCAAUUUAUGUAGAAGGUGUUAUUUUUAUAUCAAAGCAAUGUUUUAUAUUAUAAUAUUUUGUACACCUUU